CGGGUUUGGGGUUAUGGUGAGCCUGAACACGAUGAAAUACGGGGCUUGCAGGGGUCCAUUCAGUAUAUUCUUGGUACAAUCGAAGAAAAAGGCCCUUUUAGCGGCAUAACUGGAUUUUCCUCUGGUGCCGCUAUGACUGCCAUCAUCACGCCGCUUCUGGAAAAGAAUGAUGGAAUUAGUGGCUUUCCAUUGAAGGUGAACCACCCAAAACUCAGAUUUGCCAUAUGCCUUAGUGGAUUCAAGCUGGAAAAUAUGUGCUAUGAAGCUUUCUACUCGCCAAAGAUCGCGACCCCAACUUUCCACACUAUAGGCCUUUCAGAUGCAACAAUUUCUCCAGAUCAAACAAAAAGGCUUGCACGACAAUGCAAGAGUCCAUGGCUCUAUCAGUAUAAUGGGGGGUGGGUCAACCGAGAGAGGCGCUCCCAGGAAUAUGAGAUCUAUUCAGGCAGCGAUUAUACACAGUAUUGA
Penicillium diatomitis is the source of this 468-nucleotide messenger RNA. Its product is annotated as serine hydrolase-domain-containing protein. The transcript has 2 exons. Lineage: Eukaryota; Fungi; Ascomycota; Eurotiomycetes; Eurotiales; Aspergillaceae. The annotation marks the transcript as partial. Gene Ontology annotation, cellular component: cytoplasm; nucleus. The record is from RefSeq and is a predicted model, not a curated record.